AUGUCUUCUUCUAUAUUGCCAAGGUUUGUGGUUAUCAAAUCUAAAGACUUAGGCAAAUACUUGAAAAGAGUGAGUAAAGAAGAGAGUAAGAAAAAGGGUGUGCCCGAUACUUUUCUGAAUUUUCUAGGAGAUGAUAUUACAAGUCGAUACAUAAAAUUCGAGGUAGUGACAGCAGAGAAAAAUGGUGAAUUGGUGCACAUCAAGUGUUGUCACAACAACAAAUACUUGAGUGUAGAUGAGUCUGAUAUGUCAAUUGAGGCUACAGCUCUAGAGCCUAUGGAAGAAGAUGGGCCCACAAGUACUAUGUUCAAGCCAAUCAAACAAGAAGAAGAAGAAGAAUACUUUCAAUUUCUUCACCCCUCAAUUGGCUUAUAUGUAUGUAUUUCUCCUCCUAAUGAAUACUACCCUGCUGAGGAUUAUGGCUUGUGCUUAGGAGAGAUUAGCACCUUCAAAUACAAUGUGUUCAAAAUCUUGGAUUGGGAAUCACUUGUUUUGUUUCCCAAAACAAUACAUGUUGCCUUCAAGGUUCCGGGGAAAGAUAAUCAUAAUUAUCUAUGUUCUAGUAAGAUCAUGGAUCAUCAGACUCUACAAUACAACAUUCCCAAAGACAUUGGAGAUGUGAGGAUAAGUAAUGAGAUCUCUACUUCUGGUGAUGGUUAUGUUCGCAUAAAGAACAUUUCAAGUGGAAUGUACUGGAUGACUUCUCUGACUUCAUGGAUCUUAUCAGAAUCACGUGACAGCACAGGACAGGAUAAGGAUACGCUAUUUUGGCCUGUCAAACUUGCUGACAACAUCAUAGCGCUACGUGCUUUGAAGAACUCAAACUUUUGUCAGAGUGUUUCGAGUGAUGUCUUUUUCGAUUGCCUUAACGCUCAUGCACCAACCAUUACAAAUGAAGUGAAGCUAGAAGUGGUGGAAAACAUCAUCUCAAAGAGCAUAAGCCGCGUCGAAUUCCACAAAGACGAAGCCAAAGUCUACAACCUCAAUGUUGUUCAAAAGGGCUAUGCAUCGGCCGAUAACUAUGAGAAUGAAGAGAAUGAAGUAAGCCUUAAAUUUUCCUACCAAAAAACAAGCUCUAGUAAUUUUGGAUCCAGCCAUUCACUCAAAUUAGGUAGUAAAACAACCUUGGAUGUUGAUUUUAUUCCAUUCAUUGCUGAAACGGGGAUUGAGUUUAGUGUUGACUAUAGUUAUAAGCAUCAUUGGGAGGAAACAACAACAACAGAAACUUUAGCUGAGGCUAUUUACACAGCUAAAGUUCCUGGUAAGACUAAAGUAAAAGUCACUCUUGUGGCCACUCAAGGAAUGUGUGAUGUUCCAUUCUCUUAUACUCAACGUGAUAUUUUGUACGAUGGAAAAGUCCUCAUUCGCAACAUGGAUGAUGGAGUCUACAAAGGGGUUAAUAUGUUCAAUUUUGAGUUUCGUAGUGAAUAUGAGACAUUAGAUCCAACUUGUAAUCAUAAAAUACAUGAGUGCACUACAUCAAUUAAUCAAUUAAUCGAUCUAUCCAUUGAUCGAUUGAACAUUGAUUGA
Molecule: messenger RNA, 1530 nt
Organism: Cannabis sativa
Lineage: Eukaryota; Viridiplantae; Streptophyta; Magnoliopsida; Rosales; Cannabaceae
Exons: 1
Coding region: 1-1530 (509 amino acids)
Source: RefSeq, a predicted model, not a curated record